Molecule: messenger RNA, 831 nt
Organism: Colletotrichum fioriniae
Lineage: Eukaryota; Fungi; Ascomycota; Sordariomycetes; Glomerellales; Glomerellaceae
Source: RefSeq, a predicted model, not a curated record
AUGUCUGAGGAGGAAUGCUUGACUAUGUUGAAGAAAACCAAGGAAGCUGCCGUAGCGUCGUUUUCCGCUGGCAUCCGCCAAAUAAUGAGACAGCUCAACUUCAUGCGGACUAACGAUCUAGUUAUUCUCCAGUCACUCUGCCUAUACUUGUAUUCCUUGCAAGACCGAUACGACCGCCACAGCUCAUGGGUCUUCAGCGGCACCGUCAUACGAAUCGCUCAAAAGAUGGGGCUCCACCGAGACGGCGACGUGCUUGGCCUCAAGCCCUUUGUAUCAGAGAUGAGGCGCAGGGUAUGGUGGCAACUGGUAUCACUCGACGCAAAGUUCGCCUUGUUCUCCGGCUUUGGUCACUCGCUGCUCCCUCGGGACUGGGAUGCAAGGGAGCCGAGCAACUUGAACGAUGCGGACAUUUUUCCGGCCGCUACGCAACCAACACCGGACCGCGAUGGCCCCUCGGAGAUGAUUCUCUGCUUGGUCCGACACAAAAUCACAAAGUUUCUCGUUGACACACCCGGCCUCGAGCCGGUGAAGAUGAUGAGCGAGCUGAAUGAGUCCAGCGGUGCUCCUCCGGUAGCAGGGGGAACGAGAGAACAGCAAAUGAGCUACUACCUAACUCAUUUCGAGCUUUUGGAACAGAGCCUUCAGCACAUCCUGGACAACCGAUGCAACCCCCACGCUGGACAAGUCCACGUCAUGGCUCAAGGGCUCAUAUCGGCUCUUCUUGUACAGAAACGACACUUGAUUAAGAGCAUUAGCGAUGGACCUAGACCUGACGCUGUGUUUCAGAGCGGAGAGGACAAUGCAUUCAUUGCUUUUAGGACAAAGGCUUGA